This is a messenger RNA of Apis florea (little honeybee), 9594 nucleotides long. RefSeq names its product Dynein heavy chain at 89D (gene Dhc98D). Gene Ontology annotation, cellular component: dynein complex. The record is from RefSeq and is a predicted model, not a curated record. Gene Ontology annotation, molecular function: ATP hydrolysis activity; minus-end-directed microtubule motor activity; dynein intermediate chain binding. Lineage: Eukaryota; Metazoa; Arthropoda; Insecta; Hymenoptera; Apidae. Gene Ontology annotation, biological process: microtubule-based movement.
UGCUAAUCGUAAUAUAUGAAAUAACCUAAUAAUACAUUAUACAUAUAUAUAUAUAUAUAUAUAGAAACUUUUUAUAAAAUAUGGCGGAAAAAGAGAUAGAGACGUUGAAGGGGUUCACCCUGCAGAACAUGUUCGCCAUGGAGUUGGGAAAAUACCAAGAUAUAGCCAAGGAGAUCGUGAUGAACGCGGUGAAAGAGUUGUCGAUAGAGAAAGGUUUGAAAGAUUUGGCCGAGGUGUGGAAAAUGUUGGAGUUCACGGUGGUGAAACAUUACAAGGGAGUCGAGGACCGCGGAUUCAUCCUGGGUCCGACGGACGAGAUGAAUCAGAUUUUGGAGGACAACAUGAUGAACGUGAACGCGAUGGCCGCCUCCCAGUUCAUCGGCCCGUUCCUCGACACCGUGCAAAAAUGGGAGACGAUCAUGCACACCAUCUCCGAGGUUCUCGAAUUGUGGCUGCAAUUGCAGAGGAGGUGGUUGUAUUUAGAGGGUAUAUUCGUGGGCGGUGACAUAAGGAUGCAAUUGCCCGAGGAGGCGAAGAGGUUCGACGACAUCGACAAAUCAUUCAAAAAGAUCAUGAUCGACACGUCCAAGAGGUUGAACGUGCUCGACUGUUGCAUGGUCAAAGGUCGACACGAAGAGUUCGAAUCGAUGAUAAACGCAUUGGACAAGUGUCAAAAAUCGUUGACGGAUUACUUGAACAGCAAACGGGCAGUUUUCCCGCGAUUCACGUUCCUCAGCGACGACGAGUUGCUGAACAUCCUCGGUAGCGGUAUACCGACCGCCAUUCAAGAACACGUGGGCAAGAUGUUCGACAAUUUGGACAAAUUCAGGUUCGAGCUGAGCGAGACCGAGCGCGAGAUAGUGACAGCGUUGAUCUCCGCCGAGGAGGAGGUGAUGGAGUUUAGAAACGUGGUGUUGGCCGAGGGGAAUAUCGAGGAAUGGAUGGUGCUCGCUUUGGAGGAGAUGAAGAGGUCGAAUCGAUACCUCACCAAAAAAGCAGUCUUCAAUUAUGGAAAGGUGAGGAGACCAAGAACGGAAUGGAUGCUCGAAUUUCAAGGAAAUAUGGUCCUGUGCGCUAAUCAAAUAUGGUGGACCGCCGAGGUGGAGGACGUGUUCGUGAGAAUUUCUCACGGACAGAUGCAGGCGAUGAAAAACUAUUUGAAGCAGCUGAACAAUCAGUUGAACGAAGUGGUGACGCUGAUGGGUGCCGACACGUUGACGGACAAUGACAGGAAGAAAUUCGACAUGGUGUUGACGAUCGACGUUCACAUGAGGGAUAUCGUGGAAGGUUUCGUCAGGGACAGCAUCAUAGAUCCUUCGGAAUUCGAAUGGGAGAGUCAAUUACGAUUUUAUUGGGUUCACGAUCUGGACAACGUUUGGGUCCACCAAUGCACGGGCGUGUUCGAAUACGGUUACGAGUAUAUGGGAUUGAACGGGAGACUCGUGGUCACGCCUUUGACGGAUAGAAUAUACUUGACCAUCACGCAAGCCCUGUCGAUGCAUCUAGGAGGCGCGCCCGCGGGUCCCGCCGGAACGGGGAAAACGGAGACUACGAAAGAUUUGGCAAAAGCUCUGGGAUUAUUGUGCAUUGUGACUAAUUGCGGCGAAGGUAUGGAUUACGUGGCGAUAGGAAAGACGCUGGGCGGCCUGGCACAGUGUGGCGUAUGGGGAUGCUUCGACGAAUUUAAUCGCAUCGACAUAUCCGUGCUGUCCGUCAUCUCCACGCAGCUUCAGACCAUACGAUCCGCCUUGAUAGCGAAAGCGUCUAGAUUCACGUUCGAAGGCGUCGAUAUAGCGCUCGACACGAAAGUUGGGAUAUUCAUCACGAUGAAUCCGGGAUACGCGGGUCGAACGGAGCUUCCAGAAUCCGUGAAAGCGUUGUUCAGACCCGUGGUGUGCAUAAUCCCGGAUAACGAGCUGAUCUGUCAGAUCAAAUUGUUCAGCUCCGGCUUCUUGACCGCCAAAGUUUUGGCCAAGAAAAUGACAGUCCUGUACAAACUGGCACGCGAGCAACUGAGCAAGCAGAAUCACUACGACUUCGGGCUGAGGGCGCUCAAGUCUGUGCUCAAUAUGGCCGGCCACUUGAAAAGGACAUCCGGCGAUUUGUCCGAGAAUCUGGUGCUGAUGAGAGCGCUACGAGACAUGAAUCUUCCUAAAUUCAUCUUCGACGACGUCCCACUCUUCCUUGGAUUAAUAGCCGACCUGUUUCCCGAACUCGACUGUCCCAGGGUUCAUUAUCCCGAUUUUAACGAUGCCGUUGAUUUCGUGAUACAAGAGCAAAGCUAUAUGCAUUUACCCGAACAGGUCGAUAAAGUGAUUCAAUUGUACGAAGUGAUGAUGACGAGGCACUCGACGAUGAUAAUCGGGCCAACAGGAGGCGGAAAAACCGUCGUGAUCGAAACGCUUUGCAAAGCGCAGACUCGGCUCGGCAUGCCUACCAAACUCUACACCUUGAACCCGAAGGCGUGUACCGUGAACGAGUUGUACGGCGUGUUGGAUCCGACUACGCGCGAUUGGACGGACGGCUUGUUGAGCAAAAUUUUUCGAGAGGUGAACAAACCGUUGGACGACAAAAGCAAAAGCGAGAAAAGAUAUAUUCUGUUCGACGGUGACGUGGACGCCCUCUGGAUCGAGAAUAUGAAUUCCGUGAUGGAUGACAACAAAUUACUCACUCUGGCUAACCAAGAGAGAAUCAGAAUGCUAGGUCAUUGCAGUCUAUUGUUCGAGGUAGGCGACUUGCAGUACGCCUCACCAGCCACCGUGUCCAGGGCAGGUAUGGUGUACGUGGAUCCGAAGAACCUGGGCUAUCAGCCUUACAUGGACAAAUGGAUACGCAGUAAGAGCGAAUCGGAUCGGGAGACGUUGACCUCGAUGUUCGAGAAAUACGUGGAUGGAGCGAUUACCUACAUUAUAGAUGGAAUGUUCGGAUUGCAGCAGCUCAAACCGCUUAAAAUGAUCAUACCGCAAACCGGAUUGAACAUGGUAGUACAACUUUGCCACGUGUUCGAUGCUCUUCUCGUGCUUUUGGACACUGAAUUGGCCUCUCUUCUCAAAGUUGACGAAGACGAAGAAAUAAAGAUAGAACCACAAUAUUCCAGAGAGGAAAUUUUCGAAGCAAUGUACAUUCAAGCUUUGUAUUGGUCCUUAGGAGCGUCUCUAGUCGUAGAAAAUAGACCCGAGUUCGACGAUUAUAUAAAGAAAACUUGCGGUUUCAUGCUUAUACAGGAUACCAUUGAAAAACCAGCUACCGUGCGAUACAUUCCCGUGACGAAUAAAUUGUUGUACGAUUACUUUUUGGACUUGAAAGAAAAUAUCUGGGUCCCAUGGAAGUUAAAAGUUCCCGAAUAUAUACACGACAGGAAGAAACAUUUUUCCGACAUCUUGGUUCCUACUAUAGACACUUUGAGAACUAUGUGGUUCGUUCAAAUAAUGAACGAACGAGAACGACCAGCACUUUUGGUCGGAGAGACUGGCACCUCGAAAACUGCUAUCAUUCACGAGUUUCUUCGACACUUGAGCACCGAAAAAUACAAUCAACUCAUGAUAAAUUUCUCGUCGAGAACGACCUCGAUGGACGUGCAAAGAAACAUAGAGGCUGUCGUGGAGAAGAGAACGAGAGAAAUUUACGGGCCACCUCCUGGUAAAAAAUUGUUGAUCUUCAUCGACGACAUGAACAUGCCAGUGGUGGACACUUACGGUACCCAACAACCAAUCGCUUUUCUCAAAUUUUUAUUCGAGAAAGGUGGCUUUUACGAUCGUGGAAAGGAUCUUUCCUUGAUGUACAUGAAAGACAUGUGUUAUUUGGCAGCGAUGGGAAAACGUGGAGGAAGGAACGAAGUGGAUCCAAGAUUCAUCUCCAUGUUCUCCAUCUACAAUGUUGUAUUUCCCGCGGACGAGACCCUCGAUUACAUCUACAGAAGUAUUCUGGUCGGGCAUCUGACGAUAUUUUCAGAAGAAGUGCAAGAAAUCGCGAAAACUUUAGUUGAAAUCACUUUGCAACUUUAUAAGAUAGUUUUGGCCGAGCUAUUACCAACACCGAACAGAUUCCAUUAUAUUUUCAAUAUGAGAGAUUUGUCGAGGAUCAUGGCGGGUCUUCUUCAAUCCCAUCCCGAUUAUUUGUCAACGGUGAAACAGAUCGUUAGACUUUGGAGAAACGAGUUCACCAGAAUUAUAUGCGAUCGUUUGAUAAACGAAACCGAUACGAAGAUCGUAACCGAUCAUAUGAAGAAAAAGAUCGAAGAAAGUUGGGAAGAGGAUCGCAAAGUGAUCGAAUACGUGAUGAGGGAUCCGUUGCUGUUCGGUGAUUUUCGAAACGCGAUUAACGAGGACGAACCAAGAUUUUACGAAGAUCUGUUGGAUUACGAGGCUGUCUACAGUUUGUUCUUGGAGAUUUACGAGGAUUACAAUGAAAGAAACGUGAGCAAAUUGCACAUGGUCCUUUUCAACGACGCGCUCGAGCAUCUGACCAGGAUACACCGUGCCCUCAGGAUGCACAAAGGCCACGUUCUAGUGAUCGGUAUAGGCGGAAGCGGGAAGAAGUCGGUGAUCAAAUUGGCAGGGUACGCGGCAGGCUUUCAAACGUUUCAAAUUAGCCUCGCUCGAGGCUACAACGAGCCCGCGUUUCGCGAGGACAUGAAGAAUUUGUACAACAUGGUUGGUGUGGAUAACAAGAAGAUCGUGUUUUUAUUCACCUCCGCUCACAUUAUCGAUGAAAGUUUCUUGGAGCUGGUGAACAACAUGUUGCUGACCGGGGUGGUACCAGCUUUGUUCACCGACGAGGAGAAGGACGAAAUAAUUCAUGCUUGCAGGAAUCAGGCGAUAGAGGCUGGCUUUGGCGUCACCAAAGAAAACGUAUGGUCGUAUUUCGUGAAAAUGAGCCUUGAAAAUUUACGAAUAGCGCUUUCGAUGAGUCCAUCGGGAGAUCUGUUAAGGAUGAGAUGUCGAAGUUAUCCUGGCCUCGUUAGCAGUACCACCAUAGACUGGAUGUUCCCUUGGCCGGAACAAGCAUUGAUUUCCGUGGCUAAUGUCACUCUUAGCGAUAAUCCAAACGUACAGGAAAAUUUCAGAGAUGUUAUAGUGGAGCACAUGGUGCUCACUCAUAGAACCGUCUGCGAGUACACGGUGGAUUUUCAACUAAAAUUGCGGCGAAGAAACUACGUGACGCCUAAACAUUACCUAGAUUUUAUAAAUAUUUUUCUGCGUCUUUUGGUGGAAACGAAAAAUUACAUAAAUUCGCAAUGCAAUCGACUUUCUGGAGGUCUGCAAAAAAUUGCCGAGGCUUCGACGACUUUGAACGAGUUAAACGAGAUUCUAGCCGUGCAAAGAGUAAAAGUAGCCGACCAGACGAGGAAUUGCGAGCAAUUGUUGGCUUCUAUAGGAGAAAGUACGGAUAUCGCGAUGGAGAAAAAGCAGUUCAGCGAGAAGGAGAGACAGGCGAUAGAAGUACAGAGGAAGAUCAUUACCAAGGAAGAGACGGAGGCCAAAGAAGCAUUGGCCGAAGCGCAACCUGCCUUAGACGCGGCCCGAUUGGCCCUUGGGGAACUCGAUAAAGCGGACAUCACCGAAAUAAGAUCGUUUGCAACGCCGCCUGAACCCGUACAAAUCGUCUCAGAAUGCGUGGCGAUACUGCGAGGCGUGAAAGAAAUCUCUUGGAAGAGUGCGAAAGCAAUGAUGAGCGAUCCAGCGUUUCUAAGACAAUUGCAAGAGAUGAAUUGCGACAAGAUCACUUUGAAGCAGCAGCAAGCUGUCAAAGCGCAUCUGAAGAAGACCACGAAAUUGGAUCAGAUGCAGUACAUCAGCAAAGCGGGAUACGGUUUGUACAGAUUCGUGCUCGCUGUGCUGGAUUACUGUGCCGUUUUCAGAGAGGUUAAACCAAAGAUAGACAGAGUUAAAGAAUUGGAGGCCGAAUCGGAACGAGCUCGAAAAGCUUUGGAAAAGGAGGAACGAGAAUUACGAAGGCUGGAAAAAACCAUCACAGACUUAAACGCGAAAUACGAGAAAGCUAUGGAUGAAAGGCAAAAGUUGCAGGAGGAGACCGAUCUGCUUCAGAGACGUUUGAUAGCCGCCGACAAGUUGAUCAGCGGAUUGUCCUCUGAAAACGAGCGAUGGAAAAAGGAUUUGGAGGAUCUGCACGUUCAGAUAGAGAAGAUCAUUGGAAAUUGUCUUCUUUCCGCUGGAUUUCUCGCUUAUUGCGGCCCAUUCUCGUACGAAUACAGAAAUCAAAUGGUAUACGAGGAUUGGUGGAACAGUAUAGUGAGUAAAGAGAUCCCUUUCAUGGACACGUACAAGAUUCAAACGGAAUUGACUGACGACGUUGAAAUUAGCAAAUGGACAUCCGAGGGUCUACCACCGGACGAGCUAUCCGUACAAAAUGGAAUUCUGACCUUGAGAGCAUCGAGAUUCCCCGUUUGCAUCGAUCCUCAGCAACAAGCUCUGAAUUGGAUCAAAAAAAAGGAGCACAAGCAUUUGAAAAUUCUAUCAUUUACCGAUCCAGAUUUCCUGAAACAGGUGGAACUGGCGAUAAAAUAUGGUCUACCGAUUCUCUUCCAAGAUGUCGAUGAGAUCGAUCCCGUGUUGGAUAACGUCCUAUCCAAGAACAUACAGACCGUAGCAGGUAGAUCGUUCGUCCUUCUUGGUGAUAAAGAAGUGGAUUACGAUCCGAAAUUUCGAAUGUACCUUACCACCAAGAUGUCGAAUCCUAUAUUCGAUCCUGCGGUAUACUCCAAGGCAACAGUGAUCAAUUAUAUGGUGACUUUAGGGGGCCUGGAAGACCAAUUAUUGUCGGUGGUCGUUCGAACAGAGAGGCCAGACAUCGAGGAGCAACGCGAAUCACUGAUCGCCGAGACCAGCGAAAACAAGAAUCUUCUUCAACAAUUAGAAGACAGUUUACUUCUGGAAAUAGCAACGAACACGGGAAACAUGUUGGAUAAUAUCGAGCUGAUCGAAACUUUGGAAAAUACGAAAGCCAGCGCCGAGGAGGUGAUGAGAAAAUUGUACCUCGCCGAAGUUACAGCCAUUGAUGUGAACAAGCUUCGAGAUGGUUAUCGAUCGGUAGCUCAAAGAGGAGCGAUACUCUUCUUUGUUCUCGCGGAUAUGGCCACGGUUAACUCGAUGUAUCAAUACUCUUUGAUCAGUUACGUGGAGGUGUUUAUUUAUUCGUUGAGGAAAGCACUUCCGGAUCCGACGUUGCAACGCCGUCUGCAGAAUAUCAUCCCAAUGUUGACGAAAAAUGUUUACGAUUACGGAUGCACGGGAAUCUUUGAGAAGCAUAAAUUAUUGUUCUCAUUCCAAAUUUGCACAAAAUUGGAACAAAGUAUAAGUAACGUGAGCCAACAACAAUUGGAAUUUUUUAUCAAAGGAUGUAUCAGUUUGGAGAAGGCGCCUAAGGUUAAUCCUACAGAAUGGUUACCAGCGACUGGAUGGGCCGAUUUGUUGAAAUUGAGUACCGAUUUCCCAGAAAAUUUUGCAAAUGUCGCGGACGAACUUGGUAUCCAUAUGGAUCAAUGGCAAACGUGGUACGACAUGGAUUCCCCAGAAUCUGCGGAAUUUCCCCUAGAUUAUUCCAACAAGUUAAGUCCUUUUGAGAAACUCAUGUUAAUGAGAUGUUUUCGCGUCGAUCGAGUUUAUCGAAGCAUCGUCAAUUACAUCACCGAGAUCAUGGGAGAAGAAUACAUCACCCCUCCACACAUUAGUUUCGAGUUAAUCUUCGAGCAGAGCACACCUACGAUGCCUAUCGUUUUCAUCCUAAGCCCUGGAUCCGAUCCAACCUCGGAAUUAAUGAAAUUGGCGGACAAAUACGGUUGUGGCGGUGGAAGAUUUAAACAUUUAUCCCUUGGCCAGGGCCAGGAAACUACCGCAAAAGAAUUGCUAGAGGGUGCCGUGGUUAGAGGACAAUGGCUCAUGUUGCAAAAUUGCCAUCUACUCUUGAGUUUCACCAAAGAUUUGGAAAAAUUGUUGGAGAACAUCGGAAAGCCUCAUCCAGAUUUUCGUUUGUGGCUCACCACCGAUCCAACUCCCAAUUUUCCUAUUGGAAUAUUGCAACAAUCUUUGAAAGUGGUCACGGAACCACCCAGUGGAUUGAAAUUGAAUCUCGAAAGUACCUAUUUAAAAAUGAGGCCACAAGUGCUGGAAAGUUGCACUCAUCCCGCUUACAAGCAUAUAAUUUAUGUGUUGGCUUUCUAUCAUGCGGUCGUUCAAGAAAGAAGGAGGUACGACAAGAUUGGUUGGAAUAUAAAUUAUGAUUUCAAUGAGUCGGAUUUCAAUGUGUCCACUAUUAUUCUGGACACGUAUUUAACUAAAGCGAUUCAAACGAAUGAUACCAAACUCCCUUGGAACAGUUUAAAGUAUUUGAUCGGUGAAGUAAUGUACGGUGGACGAGUGAUAGAUUGCUACGAUCGUCGAGUAUCCGAGACUUAUAUGGACGAAUAUUUUGGAGACUUUCUUUUCGACAGUUUUCAGCCCUUCCACUUUUAUGUGGACGAAGAAUUCGAUUACGUGAUACCACCAGAAGGGAAUUAUGAUGAUUAUCUCGCGUUCAUCGAUCAACUGCCACUUGUCAAUACUCCAGAUGUGUUUGGAUUGCAUCCAAAUGCCGAAAUUGGUUAUUUCACUCACGCCGCGAAAGAAAUGUGGAUCAAUCUUAUAGAACUGCAGCCCCAAACUGAAGUUAGCGCAACUGGAAUAAGCAAAGACGAAUUUAUCGAUAAUCUUGCAAAAGAUAUACUGGAUAAAAUUCCUGCCGAAUAUGACAUUAAUAAAGUGAGAAAAAGUUUUGGACCAACUAUAACGCCAAUCUCGAUCGUUCUUCUUCAAGAAUUGGACAGAUUUAAUAAACUGAUCAGGAUGAUGAAAAGAUCGUUGAUUCAACUGAGGAAAGCUAUCGCUGGAGAAAUCGGAAUGGACAUGACUCUUGAAAGUAUAGCUACAGCGUUAUAUAACGGUGUAUUACCAAUGCAAUGGGCCAUGCUAGCACCAGACACAAAAAAAACAUUAGCUGGAUGGGUAGAACACUUUGAGAAGAGGAUACAACAAUAUAAUAGUUGGAUUACUUCGGGCGAACCCGUAGUUCUCUGGUUAGCCGGCCUACACAUCCCAGAAACUUAUUUGGCAGCUCUUGUGCAAAUGGCCUGUCAUAGAAACAGUUGGUCUUUGGAUCGUUCUGUUAUGUACACGGCAGUGUCGAAAUAUACUAGACCUGAAUACAUAGAAGAUAAACCUGAUCAGGGUUGCUACGUAAGUGGAUUAUAUUUGGAAGGAGCCAGAUGGGAUAUAAAUGAAGAAUGCUUGAAAAGAUCGUUCCCGAAAAUCUUGAUAGAAGAAUUACCGAUAUUAAUCAUCAUUCCAAUCGAGGCUCAUAGACUCAGGCUUCAGAAUACUUUUAGAACACCAGUAUAUACCACGUCUAAUAGAAGAGAUGCUAUGGGAGUAGGUUUAGUUUUUGAAGCAAAUCUUGCCACCGCGGAACAUAUCUCUCAUUGGGUAUUGCAAGGAGUUUGUUUGAUAUUAAAUACCGAUUAAACGAUUAGGAUUACAGUGAUAAUAAUUACUUUUUCUUUCUACAAUGAAAACAAUAUAAAGACGUCAUGUACAGUAGACA